Messenger RNA from Cynoglossus semilaevis (tongue sole), 741 nucleotides. Its product is annotated as radial spoke head component 1. Gene Ontology annotation, cellular component: nucleus; motile cilium. The coding region runs from base 1 to 741 and encodes 246 amino acids. Gene Ontology annotation, biological process: spermatid development; axoneme assembly. The transcript is spliced from 8 exons. The record is from RefSeq and is a predicted model, not a curated record. Lineage: Eukaryota; Metazoa; Chordata; Actinopteri; Pleuronectiformes; Cynoglossidae.
AUGUCCGACGCCGGGUCUGAAGAUGUAGAUGCCAAAAAGAACAAACUCGGGGAGUAUGUAGGAGACAGGAACGAAGCAGGAGAGAGACAUGGACACGGCAGAGCUGUUCUUCCUAAUGGAGACGUCUAUGAGGGAGAGUAUGAGAACGGGAAGAGGAACGGACAGGGGACGUAUCGCUUCAAGAACGGGGCCAGAUAUGUGGGAACCUACUUCCAGAACAUGAAACAUGGACAGGGAAUCUUCUACUACCCAGAUGGGUCCAAAUAUGAAGGAGCCUGGGUUAAAGACGUGAGACGAGGACGUGGGGUCUACAUUUACCCCAACGGAGACACCUACGAUGGAGAAUGGCUCCAACAUCUGAGACACGGUCAGGGAACGUACAACUUCAAAGAAACUGGCUCCAAGUACCAGGGGUCCUGGGUCAACGGGAACAUGGAGUCUGCUGGAGAGUACAUCCACUGUAACCACAGAUAUGAAGGGACCUUCGCCAACAACAAGCCGAGCGGUUCGGGGAAGUACGUGUUUCCUGACAUCAAGUGUGAGCAGCAUGGUGACUACCAUGUGGAAGACCAGGAUGAGACCCAGGUUCUUAGAUGGGUUCCCAGGAAGAUCACAGAACUAACACCGCCCGCCAUAAAGACUGCAGAACCAGAACCACAGGAAGGAGAGGAGACGGAGGAGUCGGGUUCAGAGGAGGGCCAGGAGGGCCAGGAGGGCCAGGAGGAACCAGUUGACCUUUAG